Molecule: messenger RNA, 1944 nt
Organism: Cloeon dipterum
Lineage: Eukaryota; Metazoa; Arthropoda; Insecta; Ephemeroptera; Baetidae
Product: UV-stimulated scaffold protein A-like
Exons: 12
Coding region: 87-1886 (599 amino acids)
Biological process (GO): transcription-coupled nucleotide-excision repair; response to UV
Cellular component (GO): chromosome
Molecular function (GO): RNA polymerase II complex binding
Source: RefSeq, a predicted model, not a curated record
CAGUCAACUUGUCGCACUCACAAUCAGCUGAAUUGUGAUAGUUUUAAGAGUUUUAAAUGUUUUCUGCGUAAAAACAAGUGUAAAUUAUGGAGGAGUUUGACGAAAUAUUUCCUAAUUUGCUGCAGAAAAUCACACACAGCGGCAAAAAGCAGCUUGAUCAGGAAAAUAUGAGGAAAAUCGAAGAACUCAUCAGUUCUUCAGUUAAACAUUGCAAACAAAGCCACCAACAUAUUAUGAAACAUUUGGAGAAAAAGCAUGCUGAGGUUCGGUUCAGCACCCUUCUUGUCUGUGAUCACCUAGUCAGGUUUAGUAAAGUUUUCCGUAAAAACUUGAUUGGAGAAGACCUGACUAACUUCCUGGAGCUCACCAUGGGUACAAAUAAAUGCAGGCCUCUGCCUCCCCCGAAAAACGUGGCCAAAGAUCUCCGCAGCCAAGCCAUUUCGAUUAUUUACAAAUGGCACGAGGAUUUUGGAAAAGACUUUGUCGAGUUAGCAAAUGCUUUUUACUAUUUAAAAGACUGCAUAAAGGUUGAUUUCAAAGCCAUCGAGAAACAGAAAAUUGCAGAAAAACUUAAGGCUGAGAUGGAGCAGAAGCGUCUGGAGGAAAAGAAAGAGGAAAGAAUGAAAAAGGCUCUCAUGGAAUUUAAAAGUUUUUUUGACGAGGCGCAGAGGCUUUGCACUGAACUAGAAAACUGCAUUUCCCUUCUGAUCCCUCCGCCUGAAGACUUUUUCCUACCUUUAAAUCCCGCAGACGCCAUUAAUUCCGAGCCAGGAACAAGUUCAGACUUGCGUUCGCACGGAAUUGUCACGCCUGGAAUUUCGAUUCCAAUCCAUGUUUCAAAAGCUGUCCCUAAACUGGUGAUUGAUGAAGACAAUCAGCCCAUAGUCGAAAGCGCCCAGGAAAUCUAUAGCCAGCUGAAUAAAGGCCAUGUGAAGAGAGUUGCGUCUUGGACUGAAAUUUUCUCUGAUAACAGAGAUCAUGCAGGCAAAUUCCAGUCUUGCAAAGUGCUGAAUGAGCAGCUGAAAAAGUGUCUCAAUCAGUUUGAGGAUCUGGGCCUGAAGAAGUCAAGAAGGGGCCAGUCAGUCAGCAGUGAGGAAGAAGACUUUGAAGAGGUCGAGCCCAAGGAGGGAUAUGAAGAGAAAGUGAAGGAAGACCUUCUCUCUGUCUUAAUUGCAAAGAAGGAACUGAAAAAAGAAGAAAAGUCUGAACCAAUAGUGAAACCUGUUGUGAAAAAGCCGAAGACCUGCGAGAAACCAGUUGAAAAAGUUUCGACCAACAUAGAGGACUGGGAGAAAAAGCAGAUUGAGUUGCCACCUGUCAUCGUGGGAACCAGGCCUGAUAACAGCCAAGUUUGGAUAAGCCCUGCAUUUGAAGACGAGGAAGUCAAAGUUCCGGUGAUAGAGAGCUGUCCGAUAGACUACUCCCGCACCUUUGAGCCUGUCAAGUGGUCCUGCAGAGCUCCCUUGCCUAAUGGAACUCUUUGUCCACGGCAAGAUCGCAUCAAGUGUCCUUUCCAUGGGAGAAUUGUGCCCAGAGACGAGAGUGGAAAAUGUGUGCGAGAGGAAGACGCAACCAGAGAACAGCUGAUGAAGGAGCAGCAUGAGAGGGAAAAUCCAGAGUGGCAGGAUCCGAAACUUCUGGCUGAACUUAAGAGAGCCACGGGCAUUGAUCUGGAAAUGCCGAAAAAGGGAAAGAGGAGGAAAAAGCAACCGGAAUUUCCUGGUCUAACGGAUUUGUCGGCUAAAAAGGACUCGCCUAGGAAGCGUCUGGCUCGAAAAGUGCUAACAAAGUCUGAAAUGAAACAGCUGAAAUCUAAAUUAGAGGUGGAUUUUGAGGAGAAGAAUAAGCAAGAGUUUUAUGCCGGUUCAGAUGAGUACGACAGCUAGCCAAGUUUUGUAGGAAUGAAUUUUCUAAUGAAACACGCAGUAUUUUGCUAAAACUCUC